Messenger RNA from Rhizophagus irregularis DAOM 181602=DAOM 197198, 1535 nucleotides. NCBI's taxonomy places the organism in Eukaryota, Fungi, Glomeromycota, Glomeromycetes, Glomerales, Glomeraceae. The record is from RefSeq and is a predicted model, not a curated record.
CCAUUACAUUUUUAUGUAAUAGAUUACUCUUCGAGUAGUGUAUUUUUAUAUUUUAAGAGAUAUACUGUAACUGACUAUUUCACAUAAAGACUAUGAAAUUUACAACAAUCGUUAAUUCCGCCAUUGAAACUGGUGAAUCAUUUGAUUUUUCUACUGCAAUUCAACAAACUACGCCAAGUCAAGAAUCUUCAAUAACGUCUCAUGGAAAUAUGACCGGCAUGUCUAAUACAUCAUGUAACUUUACUACUUUCGAUGUAGCAGCACAUAUUUUGCAAGUUUUAAAUUAUUUAAAGUUUUAUUAUUUUUCGCAAAAUGAUGUCAAUUUUUAUCUUGUAAUUUGUAAAAUCAUUUUACAAGAUUCUUUUAAUGAUCAUAAUCAUUAUGAUCAUGAAUUUUUUUACCAGCAUCCAAAAUAUCCCUCUAUAAGAUAUCAUGUUACUUGUAAAUUACUUCAAUACUCCUUAGUGGAAAACAUUUUGAAUAAUGAAAUGUGUGGAAUGAAUUUUGAUAUAAAACCAUUAUCUCUAGAUCAAAAAUUCAUUCUUGAACAUAAUUUGAAACAAAAACUUUAUUAUCGAAUGCUCUGUGAUAGAAACACGAAUUCACUUCAUAAUGACGUUGGGAAUCAUGAAAUGAUAACACAAACUGUUUCAUCAAUGACAGACAAUCAAAAUUAUAUUGAUAGUGAUUUGCCAAGCAAUGAUCACAUUACUCACCAGGAUACAAAUGGAAUUGAUAAUAUAAGUCCUGAGACCCCUCUUCUACCAAUAACUUCUUCACCUCCACAAAACCAGCGUCGUCAUUGGUUGCGUGGUGUUGCGUGGUGUGAAUUCAAUGUAUUAUUAGAUGCUAAUGGAUAUAAUGCUAUAAUUGUAAGUGAUUACGAUAAUAUUGAAGGUGCUUUAGAAGCCCAAAGAAUUGCACGUGAAAAAUAUAAUGAUUCGAUCACUGUAAUACUGGCAAUGGAAUAUAAGGUGAGUUGUGUAAACCAGCAAAUUAAUGAAUUAGAAAAUGCAGAAAAUAACGUAUAUGGCGUUUUAGCUUAUUUGGCUUCUGAAAUUUUAAGAGGACAAAAUUAUACCAAAGCUUCUGAUGUCUACAGUUUUGGCAUAAUUAUUUAUGAGAGAGUUGAUGGAUUCGAAGUAAUUAAUGGAGAUACAUUUGACUGGCAAACAUAUUUGUUCGUACAACAAAAUAAUAUGUUAAUGCACAUACGAAGGAAUUAUGACAGAACUAAGGGCGAUGAGAACAAGUUUUUUAUUGAUGCAACAGGAACGAGACCUAGAGUUUAUCCAAAGAAGAACCUAUCUUAUUAUAAUUUGUUGCCAAUGAAUUUACUAGCAGAUUAUUGGACAUCAUUUUAUUCUGAAAGUAAAGGAAUGUAUAGUUUUCAAUCUACUUUUUGUCAUCAAAGAAAAUUUGUUAUGCAUUGGAAAGUUAUUUUUGGUUUAGUCUCUGGUGUUUGAUAUUUUUUACGCUAUGAAAUUGGAAGUAUUAAAGGGUAUGAAUAUUUUUCUAUAUGGAAAUUGAAAAUU